Merops nubicus (carmine bee-eater) is the source of this 300-nucleotide messenger RNA. RefSeq names its product ceramide synthase 1-like. Bases 1 to 300 code for a protein of 99 amino acids. NCBI's taxonomy places the organism in Eukaryota, Metazoa, Chordata, Aves, Coraciiformes, Meropidae. Gene Ontology annotation, molecular function: sphingosine N-acyltransferase activity. Gene Ontology annotation, cellular component: membrane. The transcript is spliced from 2 exons. The record is from RefSeq and is a predicted model, not a curated record. Gene Ontology annotation, biological process: ceramide biosynthetic process.
AUGCCUGAGAGUGCCUGGAAGCUGCUUUUCUACACGAUAUCCUGGUCGUAUGGCACCUACCUGCUCUUCUUCACCGACUACCCCUUCUUCCACGACCCACCCUCCGUCUUCUACGACUGGAAGAAGGGCAUGGAGGUGCCCACGGACAUUGCCAUCGCCUACCUGAUGCAGUGCAGCUUCUACGGGCACUCCAUCUAUGCCACUGCCUACAUGGACACCUGGCGCAAGGACUCCGUGGUCAUGCUGCUCCACCACGUGGUGACACUGACCCUCAUCGCCGCCUCCUACGCCUUCAGGUGA